AGACUCCAGAGCCGGGGGCAGGGGAGAGCGUAGGCUACGCAGCGCCUGCGCAGUGAGCCUGGUGAGGCCGUCACGUGCCAGACUGAACCCGGCUUGGAGAGUAACGGUGGCUGGCUGGGAUGCGGCUUCGUCCGAGUAUCCUCCCUACCUCUUAGGCGGUCGUUUUCUCCCUGUUCUCCGAUUGAAGCUCCAUUCUUAACAUGCUGAGAGUCAGUGUGAUAUAGUGGUUAGAGGGCCAGACCAGAACUGGGAGACCCAGGUUCGAAUCCCCGCUCUGCCAUGGAAGCUUGCUGGUGACCUUGAGCGAGUCACACACACUCAGCCUAACCUACCUUACAAGCUUUUUGUGAAGAUAAAAUGGUGGAGAAGAGGAUUUUAGUUACUUUGAAAAGAAAGAAAUAUAAGAAAUAAAACAGGAAUUGUUAAUGGGUCCUUGACUAAGGAAUUUACAAUCUAUAAUUUCUAAUAAGCCAUCAAAAGCAGUCUCUCUGGGUUUUUUCUUUUUCUUCUUUUGUUUUUUGCCAGCCAAGAUUUUUUGUCUUUCAGUUAGCUUGCUUGAUGUAUUUCACUUGGCUGCCAGUUUCUGGCAUUGGUAACCUAGGCCUUCUCACUGUAAUUAUAUAAAUUUGCGCUGCAACUGUUCAGCAUCAUUCAGCAUAUGAGGAAAGGUGUAAUUCACAGUUACAAAGCCAUGCAAAUUUGGUUGCCUCUUUUAUUUCAUCAUGGAAAUCUGGAGAAGCUGAAAAAAUGGCAGGCAGAUCCUAUCAGACAAGGAAACAGCUUUCUUUUUAGAGGUGCCAACCUAGUGAUACUUGGGUUGUCAUCUUUGGGGAGGAGCUGCAUGCCCUAUGUCUGCCUUUAGCAGAAGUUUGAUAUUCAGUGUGUGAAGUUUUUCAUGGAAUGGAAGUUGUCACCUGGUGAUUGCUGUUGUUGCAGAAUAACAGGGGUAGAUGCAAAAGUGCUCCUCUAAAUGACUGUUUAAAGGUUGGUUGCACCCAAUGAUUUUCAUCUAUACAAAAUAUGCUUGCAAAAGAAGAUGAAAGCUUAUGGAUGUUGCCGGCACUGCAACAGCGAAGGCUUAAAAAAACAAAAACAAAGCAGCUGUGUGUUAUCUUACUCUUUCAGUGGAGGAAACAUGUUGAGAUAUUCUAAAUGAUAAUAUUAAUUUCCAGGAGCAAGACUAGAGCAGCCAUCCAGAUUCCUGGGAACCAAACCCUGAAAGCAAAACAUUUAAACUCUUAGACAUUGUUUUUUUUUAGUGAACAAGUGGAUUUCUCCAGUACUUUUAGGAAGAACACUGAGGUAAUUUAUUCUUUGCUUUUGGCCUUCCUCUGUUUUUUUGUAUUAUAAUGUUGUAACUGUGUCUUUUACUAGUAUCAAUUUCAUUUUACAGCUUAGGUGAACCACUUUCUUUUGUUUGUCAUUGAAAUAUGCUGCCCUUUAAUUUGACUCCAUAGGGAGUCCAUGGAGCUGGGGAAAUCAUGUCAUUUGCUUUCAUAUAACAUUUGAGUUGGCCCUGGAUGUACAGGAGGGCAGAGAGAAACUUUCAGCGAGGCAUGUGGCAGCUCUGGUUAAUUCUGCCCAAGUACACUCAGUGGGACUUACUUGUAACAAUGGCUGAUCCUUGGCAAGAAUGCAUGGAUUAUGCAGUUAUUUUAGCAAGAAAAGCUGGGGAGAUAAUACGUGAGGCACUGAAGGAGGAAAUAGCUGUCAUGGUUAAAAGUUCUCCUGCAGAUCUAGUGACAGUCACUGAUCAAAAAGUGGAAAACAUGAUUAUUUCUUCCAUAAAAGAAAAAUAUCCUUCUCACAGCUUUAUUGGUGAAGAAUCUGUUGCAGCUGGUGCAGGCAGUACCUUAACUGAUAAUCCCACUUGGAUUAUUGACCCAAUUGAUGGAACUACUAACUUUGUUCACAGAUUUCCCUUUGUGGCAGUUUCCAUUGGUUUUGUAGUAAAUAAAAAGAUCGAAUUUGGAGUUGUGUUUAGCUGUGUGGAGGACAAAAUGUACACUGCUAGGAAAGGGAAAGGUGCGUUUUGCAAUGGGCAGAAGAUCCAUGUAUCACAACUACAAGAUAUUACAAAAGCACUCAUAGUGACUGAGUUGGGAUCCAGCCGUGAACCGGAGGUUUUAAAAACUGUUCUUUCUAAUAUGCAGAGGCUUCUCAGCAUUCCUAUUCAUGGGAUAAGAGCAGUUGGGACAGCAGCUGUAAAUAUGUGUCUGGUGGCAACUGGAGGAGCAGAUGCCUAUUAUGAGAUGGGAAUUCAUUGCUGGGAUAUGGCAGGAGCUGGAAUCAUUAUUACUGAAGCUGGUGGAGUUCUGCUUGACAUCUCAGGUGGACCAUUUGAUUUGAUGUCUAGAAGAAUAAUUGCAGCAAACAGCCAAGUUCUAGCAGAGAGGAUAGCCAAAGAGCUUCAGAUCAUCCCUUUGCAGAGGGAUGACGCAGCAAAUUAAAUGUCCUCCUUUUCACCCUGCCUUUGACAGGCAAUCAGUCUGUGUACUUAAAAAUAGCUUUCUUUGGAAAGGACACUCUUUUGCACUUGCAUAGAAUAGCAAGCAAGUACAGGUUUGGUCUGAACAUUUCAAAGCCUGAUAUUUGAAUUCCUCUUUCUUCUCCCCGCCCCCCCCCCCCGCGCCCCCACAAAACUUCACACGCUUUCUGGAUUUUAAUCCUUGUCAAUUUUAGAAAGCGUUUUUAAAAUAUCACUGAAUGUAAUUGUGUUACUGACAGGAAGUGGGAUGGACUUCAUCUGCUGAGUUUUCGUAUAUAAUAUGUAUUAGCGUAUAUGUAAUGAACAGUGAUUAAGUAUCUCUUCAUAUCCAGCUAGUGUUCUAGAACUCAGGGCUGUGCUGGCAGCAAUGCAUGAAAGUUGAACCACAGACAGUGUUCCAAGGAAGAAAGUAGUUUAUUUGUGGAAAAUUUUUCAAGGUGGAAUAAGACUCUGUAUAUAGUAGGAAGGCCGGGUAGACUAUACCUCAGUAAAGCAUGGCCCCAACUCUGUGUUUUAUUGAUAUGAACAGAAAUACCAGACAGGGCAAUAGUAGGGCAGAAGUAGCCUCUAGGUGGCAGAAGUGCUUAACUCCUUGCCAGGUCUCCUUGGAAGAUACCCUUUCCGUUAUGAGGGAGAAGUGAGGUUGAAAACUCAUAGUUGUCCUCCAUUAACAUACAUUUUGACCCCAGGUUCUACAUGUACCAACGUUGUUCAUUCCUCUAUGUUCCUGAUUGGGUUUAUAUGGCAUUUUAUAUAAACUCUGGUCAUUGAUAUUGGCCCAUUUUAAGUGUCUGUAGUCUUCAGGGGGACAUAACAACACUGUACUUAAAGGCAUGACCCUUCCAAAAUUAAGCACUUUGAGAUCAAUGAAACUAAAAUGACAGAACAAAAAAUAUGCUUAUGGUACUUUUCACACUCGUACUUUACAGCAUUUCCACAGCUGCUUCGCAUCCCAUGUUUGCAGAGGUUUCACACUUGCAAGCUAGCCAUGGGACACAGUGCUGCUCUUAGUCGGCGGUAUCCCUGAUUUUUCCCCCUGCGGACACACCAUGAUGUUAUUUUGAACCCACUGCCAACUCGUGGCUGGCCCGAUUAAUGCCAGUGUGAACACUUUUGUCCCUUUUUGCUUCUCUCCCCCCUUCUCCUUUUCCUCGGGAGCUGAUUGGUCUGUGAGGAUCUGACCACACACACUCUCCUCAGCUCCUUGACCACUUUGUCUACCCCUUUUUUUAACGUUUCAGCAUUUGGUGCCAGUGUGGUCAAGUGUCCCUGCCCAACUGGCUGGCAGCAGGGAGCUGGGUGCCCAUCUGGCCAGGCCUGAGCAGGGAAAGCAGAGUGCUGAGCAGGAGGGAGGCAGGCGGGCCCAAGUUGUGGAGUGUAAGUGUGCUCGCUUGCCUUCUGCGCCCCGGCGCCGCCAUCCGAGCAACACUAUUUCUAAAAGACAGUAACGUUUCAGCAUUGUGCAUUUUUUUUUAAUCAAUGGAUAGGAAGCAACGCUCUUACAUUACUGCUGUUUGGAAAAAAGGUGCCAUGGGAAAUCACCACCAGUAGAUAUGCUCUCUGGCUCCGCAGAGAACCACUUCUGUUCAUUUGAACCUUUGGACAUGUUUGCCUUUUGAUUUUUAAUGUUCAAUAUAAAUUAUAAUGAUGGUCUUAAAAAUGGCAUUUGAACAAACGGGGAGUCUUUCUCCAAAAAGUUCACCAUACCCCAUCCAUUCAGGGUUCACAUGAUUGCAUGAAACUAAUGGUGGCCGGAAAAUUUGCUGGGCGGGGACAAUCAUCUCUCAACACCCCUCAGCACUAUUUUAAAACAUGAAAAGUUAGGGCGCGAAAAUACUGCACAGAGAUGCAGUAUUGAUGUGCAUAGGGAGGGGUGGGGUUUCAAGUGGUAAUGUCACAACAUUACAACACAUGCGCAAACUUUAAAAAAGGGGGGGUGAUGUGAAUUCCAAAGCCCACAAAACAUGCAUCAAAACCGGGACUUCAAAGUGAGUGUGAAACAAAAUGCAGGACACCAAUUCAAAACUUCUCAGACAGUGUGAAACGCAUGGGUGCCGAGCUGAAUCUGUUACGAUCGUGGCAACUCCUCAGAAAUGGCGAGUUAUCCCAUGAGUGUGAAAUGUACCUAUAUCUCUCCAUUGAAAUCAGUAGGGCUAAAAAUUGCUUAACUCUGGCUAAAGUGUAAUGGUUAGUUUCGUCUGCAUUAUUUACCCUUUUUUUGCUUCUCCCCAGUAGCUCAGGUGUGUUUCUAAAGGACUAGUGCUUUCCUGUGGAGCAAGGAGCCUUCCUCUGAGACAGGAGGCUCACCUCUUGUAACCACAGAAGGCUUCUUGAACUGAGGGAUCCAGUCGAGUAUACCUUUGAAAUCUUGGGUCUCCGGAGUGUUCACAUACACAGAAGGAUUUCCACCCUCAGAGGGCAACUUUCUCAGCACCGGCUGAAGCAUGCUGCUCUUGGGGGUGCAUUUUGGGAUGGGCGGGGAGGCACAAAAAUCACUCUCUGUGGGUAGAAAUCCUUCUUUGUACAGAAACAUUCUGGUGGAUCCGUGCUGUUGUGCAUGCAUUUGUGGGCUAAAGCUAUGAAGUAAGCUCGAGCCAUGAAGGAUUGCUAUAAUGUAUUUGUUUUUAAGGUUCCACAAUAGUCUGCUGCUGCUGUUGUUUUUCUAGAUAGCCAUGUAGUCUAUCUUGUUUGCUGUAAAAUAAUAAUCUGUGUCAUUGAAUUAUACGUUGAAGGGUUGACUGAACAGAGCUUUGUGUAGUAUUAAGUAAAAUUGACUUGAAUCAUACAUAUUUAGAUUUGUGUAGCUGGAUCUUUGCUGCCAAAAUGCUUUCAGUGUCCCAGCUGCGGCCGUAUCUUUGUCAGAAAUCAUUCCUCCGAGGAUGGUGAUUGCUCCUAAUGGACUAGCAACUUGCUCACAAAACUGGAAAGUUUAUAAUAUUACAAAACAUUCUGUACAUUUGUGGUACUAGCCUGCUGGCCUUUGCGUUGGAUCUUCCGUUACCGUACAAGUUCAGCCAUAACUAUGCUACCGCUCAAACCUUCAGUCUUUUCUAAAGAUUGUAAUAAUAGGUUGUUGAAGAAAAUGUAACCAAUAAGGUUAAUUUUUAAGUUUCUUUUAAAAUUACAUGUAUGCCUAAAUUACUUACUAUAAAGGUAAACUGUUUAUAACCCCAGGGCUCAAUUUCUUGCCAUAUCAACUUUGAGUAGCAAAUGCCUCCUUGGAGCUGAUAAGCUGUCCAGUCUCCUCGGUCUGUGCAGUCUCCUCUGUGCUGAAGGCAGUAUCCUACGUGGUCUGGGGACAGGGCAAGGGGGUAGCUGCGUGAUGUGUCAAAACCCACAGAACCCAUUCGAAAUUUUGAUUAAUGUCCUUGUAGAUGCUGCUUGCGCCUAAUUAGCCUUCAGGAUUUUACUUUUUCCAGAGUAUCAGCGUUAAUUCCUAAGCAUAUCAGGACAAAUAGAUGACUUCUGAGUUUCUGUAGCUAAGCAGGGAGAGGAUUGAAUGAGUCAGAUUUGUUUUGUAAAAUGAAAAUUGUUCUGAAAUAUUCCAGCUUUACAGUUAAAGUCCUUGUUUAUUUAGACCAUUGGCUUUGAAAAAGGAUGAAUAUUGUUUCUUCAAUUAAAAUGUUGCUCUUCAGAAACAGAAGUUAGAAAGUAAUAAAUAUCUAACACUUGCUCAGUCUGUUAAAAAAACAUAUGUAACUACUGUGAUGGUUUUAUGAGAGUUAGUUGAGGCAGCCAGUGUGGUGUAGUAGUUAGAAUGUGCAGUUAGGAUCUCAUCCCCUUUAUCAUGGCUCUUGCUGAAUGGUCUGGGCCAGUCACUCUUUCUUAGCCAGACCUACGUUAUUGGGUUUUCGCAAAGAGGGGAGGACCAUGCACGCCACUCAGGCUUCCUUGGAGCAAGGGUGAGAUAAAGAUGUGCUGUAAAUAGUCUAAAAUUGUGUAUAUCCAGUACUUAGCAGCCUGCCAUCUUGUUCCCCUAUAACAAUCUAUGGAGUGGCCAUGGCCCAGUACAUUGUCCUGUAUAGUCUAGUAUUGGAUUCUAGGACCUGGAUGCAAAUCUCCAUUCAGCCCAGUUCACAGUCUGUCAACCUAAUCCACCUUACAUGAUUGUUGUGAGGAUCAAAUAGAAAAGAGGAGAAGCAUAUAUGUUGUUCUGAGCUUCUAGGAAGAGAGCCAGGAUAAUAAUGUAAUAGAAAUCCUUGUGGCCUUCGCUUUUUUUAAAAAGGGGGGGGGGGGUGGACUGAAGAAGACUUUACUGCGUACACGAGUGUGUGAGUAUGAUGGGGAAGAGACAAAUUUGUGCUGAACACAUUUUUUAAAAUACAGCUGGACUGGAAGGUGUACAGAUUUUACCUCACAGCCACUAGAGGGACUCAGUUUACUGAGCUGAAAAGCAAUACAGUGAGCAUAUGAUACACUUUUAUGCUGAUCUUUAAAUACGGGUGUCACUGUUACAUUUUAAAAAUUAAAAAAUUCUAAAAUGUAACCUGUAUAUUUAUUUCCUUAAUUCGUCUGCUGUAGAAAUACAAGCAAUAAAAGCUUUCUGG
Eublepharis macularius is the source of this 7035-nucleotide messenger RNA. RefSeq names its product inositol monophosphatase 1 (gene IMPA1). Gene Ontology annotation, biological process: signal transduction; phosphatidylinositol phosphate biosynthetic process; inositol metabolic process. The record is from RefSeq and is a predicted model, not a curated record. Gene Ontology annotation, molecular function: inositol monophosphate 1-phosphatase activity. Bases 1521 to 2450 code for a protein of 309 amino acids. The transcript has 10 exons. Lineage: Eukaryota; Metazoa; Chordata; Lepidosauria; Squamata; Eublepharidae.